CAGAGAAACAACAACACACAAUAUACAAGCAAGCCCUGUUACGAUUGAUGUCACGCGACUGUUACUUUCCACUAUUAUUUCUUUGAAAGAUCACAAGUGAGCAUAGAUAUUGCGAUGGAACAUAUUCUUGUACCCUACAACGCCGGUCUCCAACUUGGGCAAGGAUUCAACUCAUUCUUACAAGAGCCGUGUCUGCUGAACGCCGUGGAUAUACGAAGAGACUCGUUUCGGCCACGAACCGCAUCUACAAGUGACCCUGCUACGCCCAGUCAGACCGUCACAUAUAACUCUCGUCUUGUCAAUAGCAUCUCUGACGUAUUCAGUGCUUUAAACAUCUCGCCAGCUGUUAGCGUCAAGUUGGACACAACUCAGCUUCCUGAUGUGAACAUCGAUGAUAACAAAUUCGCAGCUAGCGAUUUCAACGCCCUGAUCAGCGUAAAUGUAGUCAAUAGCACUACGAGGACUCAAGAGGAACCCCGAUUCAUACCGUUAAAAGUCGUUGAGAGUGACCCAAGCAAGUUUCCCGACAUAUACGGGGACUGCUAUAUUUCCGGUUUCUUGGAAGGUGGUGUCAUUCAUGGGCUUGUGUCUGUGAAGGUUUUGGAUAGUUCUAUUAGAUCUGAGGUUGAGAAUCUCCUUAAGAUACAGCUUAGUCGCUUGACAAGUUCCGACAACACUAAACCCGGAGAUGAAACUGAUGCUUCAUCAUUCAAAUUUGCACCUGGGCUGAUCGAGACCACCAUCACAGUAAAUUGGUCAGGUGGCGGCCAAAUCAAUCCAGGCCGUGAGGCGUGGACCCUAGAUAGUCUUCUGAGCGCGGCCGCUAAGUUUCCGUCAAUGGUGGAGAAAUCACCCAUGCGCACGUGGGCUAUACUCACUCGAUAUGACAGAAACAGCGGUUUCGUGAAGUGGGCAGCAGAUAAAAAUGUUGUCAUACCUGACUUCAGCCGGGCCCAACAGAUUUCAUCCAAUCUACUAGACGAGUUUGUUGUCCACAAGCGCAACCUGUCUCUCCUUCAGGCCAUCAUGGCAGAUCCUACAGCGUAUGUGCCGUCGGCAGACAAGGACGCAAUCACCACAGAUUUCAGAGUCCUUAUUGAAGAACGAAAUAAGAUCAGAGACGAGAGGAGGAAAUACAGCCGCAUUAUAGACAGCCUCAACAGGGAUCCGAUGGGAAAGCCGAGAUUCGACAUCGCGGAUGCCAUUUCAUGGGCUCGCAGACUGCCUGUCCUCAAAGAACGCCCUGAUACAGGGAUGGCGACAACACCGCCCAGCGAGAUGGAACUGCCCCCUGGUCUACAGUUCUAGUUGAUACCUGAGACGUUCAUUCGAAGGAGAGGCAUAGUCAAUCGAUAUUUAUGCUCAUAUAACACAUGAUCCUUGGAGCUUGGGGAUCUAGCUUGAACUAGAGGAGGUUAAGCUAGUCUAAAGGAGGUUUCGAUCACGCAAAAAGGUUUCCGAGAAGCAAUGAGUGAGGCAUUGAUGCACACACUAUAGACGACUGAAAUACUUUUACAUAGCCAGAGUGAUCGAUUCUAAGGAGAGUAGUAUUUUCCAG
Messenger RNA from Xylaria bambusicola, 1558 nucleotides. RefSeq lists its product as uncharacterized. The record is from RefSeq and is a predicted model, not a curated record. Bases 115 to 1308 code for a protein of 397 amino acids. The transcript is spliced from 5 exons. NCBI's taxonomy places the organism in Eukaryota, Fungi, Ascomycota, Sordariomycetes, Xylariales, Xylariaceae.